GGUUCAGGAGGAAGGAAUUUCGUGGCAAACUGGCCAUCGCCAUAACGGCAAACUUUAUCAACAGAAACACCACCGCUGAGGCAAAGGUCGAAGAGAUAAGUGGAGUUGCCUUCAUCUUCAACCAGAAAUUCUUUCAGGAUCUCAAACAGGAAACUGGGAUUGAUCUAGAGAAUAUCGUCUACUACAAAGACAACACGCACUACUUUGUCAUGACGGCUAAGAAGCAGAGCCUGCUGGACAAGCAUGUCAUCAUUCAUGUGAAGUCUGAGAUCAGGCCGAGUCGGUUACUGACGUGGUGUCAGAAGCAGACAGAGGGCUACAGGGGUGUGAAUGUGACUGACCUCACUUCCUGCUGGAUCAGUGGCCUGGCUUUCUGUGCUCUCAUACAUCGCUUCAGACCACAGCUCAUCGAUUAUGACUCUCUGAAUGAGCAAGACUGUGCCAAAAACCUUCAGCUGGCAUUUGAUGUGGCUGAGAAGGAGUUUGGCAUUAAGCCUUUCAUCACAGGGAAAGAGCUGGCGGCAGGUCAGGAGCCGGACAAGACCAGCAUGGGCAACUACCUCUCCAAAUUCUACGAGCUCUUCCGGGGAAUGCCUCUACCUCCGUCAGAUUCAAGGCGAGAUGGUGAUGCAAAUAAUGAAAAAUGUCCAUUGGGUUCUCCCAGACCUGUUUACAAGUCAUUGAGUUUACUUCAGCCUCGUAAACGCAUUCCCAAGAAUGAUAAAAAGGUUGAAGACAAUGAUGCCAUAUACAAGAGAAGACGGAAAAUUAGUUACUUCGAAGAGACAACCAAAUCCUUCAAUCAGAGUUCUUCUGUGUCCAGUGAGGGGCGGGAACUGAAAGAAAACAAGGUCAAGUUUAUGGCCACUCAACUUCUAGCAAAAUUUGAAGACCGCACCGCAAGCUGCUCUGUUCGCAGACAGUCUGACUCUAAUGAUGAGAGGCGUCCAAAACCUCCAUCGCUUGAUAUGACUGAUAGCCCUCUCUUUAACAUUGUCAAGAAGAAAGUCCCACCACCUCCACCCCCUAAAAAUCAGAGGAAAGCCCAGACUCAAAAGGCCAGGGAGUUUCAUAAAAAAAGCAUAAAGGAGAAGGCCGUGCAUUUGAGCGCUCUCUUCUCUGGCGAGGCCUGCUCUCCAGAUCAGGUGACUAUGUUACCGCAUGUGUCAGCUUUCCUCACUCAGUUGCAUGCCCUGCAGUUUUGGCCUGUGAUCACUGAGUGACUGAGCAUCGUUUCAAGCACCUACAGUCUUUGCAGAUAUCAUCACAUACUGAGUAAUUAAU
Messenger RNA from Sinocyclocheilus grahami, 1284 nucleotides. Its product is annotated as protein-methionine sulfoxide oxidase MICAL2-like. NCBI's taxonomy places the organism in Eukaryota, Metazoa, Chordata, Actinopteri, Cypriniformes, Cyprinidae. The annotation marks the transcript as partial. The transcript is spliced from 9 exons. Gene Ontology annotation, molecular function: protein binding. The record is from RefSeq and is a predicted model, not a curated record.